Rhagoletis zephyria (snowberry fruit fly) is the source of this 1275-nucleotide messenger RNA. RefSeq lists its product as uncharacterized. The record is from RefSeq and is a predicted model, not a curated record. Lineage: Eukaryota; Metazoa; Arthropoda; Insecta; Diptera; Tephritidae.
AUGUAUGCGAAAUUUCGUAUAUUAUUGACGCUAUUUGUGUUUGUGAAUGUAAAUGUGAAAACUCUGUGCGCCAUUGAAGCUGAGACAGAGACUAGUGAAACCAAAUCGAGUACAAAUCUUGCGCUUGCGACUGAAAAUGCAAAUGAUGAGGCUGCAACAAGUAUCACAACUGAUAAUGACGCCCUCACAGCAAUAACAACAACAACACUGCCAAUAAGCGCAAAAGCAUCAAGAGGACGUAGCAUUGCCGAAAAUUAUGACAACGAUGACUACAAAGAAGCGCACAAACAAUUGUUGCAGCCCACGCAUAGCAACGACGCUGAGCGACCGUUAAAAAAUGUGUUUAGUGGUAUUUAUAAGAGCUACAGGAGCACAUACAUGGGUAAUGGAACCUCAGCUGAGUACAAAAAAAGAUUAAUUGAACGCUUAAAUGCUGCUGCUAACGCCUACACGCGGCACGUGAGCACUUCGAAAGCCACAGCGGCACCAGGCACAGCAGUGACUGUAGCAAACGAAAGACUUAAGAACCAAACUUCGUUGGCCGCCAUUGCUGAGCCGACGCCCAUUCCGCCACCCGCACUCGAAACUGAAGCACUCAAGCUGUUAUUAAAAGCAAAGCUACGUAAGCGCAAACGUAAAUAUCAUCGCGCGCAGUCGAGUGGAAAGCAUACAAAAAUAAAUACACACUUUAACAAUGCAAAUAUAAAUGCUGAUAACGCAAGCGAUAGUAACAACAACACUAACAGCAUGCAGCAGCUGCCACUUAACAGCGUACACUCCGCACUCGACGUGCAGCUCAGCGACGACGAUAAGCAUUAUCGCUACGCAAUCGGACCUGGCGUAAAUGUGAGCUUUGAUAUGCUGAACGAUAUCGUAAAUGUCAAUUUGGAUGGCGAUAACCUGCGUGAAAUAAUGCGCGGACGCUGGUUGAGCGAUAAUUCGGAGGAAGGUCGCGGCAAGAAAUAUGAUAUGGUCACUAAGGUGUUGCCACUUUUCGUGCUGCCAUUCCUUAUACAAUCUGCCAUUGUGCCAUUUCUGGUUACUAAGUUGAAAUUGUUGCUGGUGAAAUCGAUACUGAUUGGUAAACUAGCUAUAUUCCUACUCAUUCUAUCGGCGAUUAGGAAUAGCAAUAAAGCGGUGCAAUCAUACGAAGUGGCGCCGUCGUAUUGGGCUGGUGAACCUAGUCGGCGAUCGGAGUUGGCGGCGGUGGCUUCCUCGUCAGCGGCAUAUAAUGGCUAUCGUGUGGAGGGAAAACCGGCGGCUUGGAUUAAUUGA